Messenger RNA from Menidia menidia (Atlantic silverside), 468 nucleotides. NCBI's taxonomy places the organism in Eukaryota, Metazoa, Chordata, Actinopteri, Atheriniformes, Atherinopsidae. The record is from the annotation of a GenBank genome assembly.
AUGUUUAGUCCCACGUGCACGGUGCGCGCGUGCACGUGGGGCGAUCCGUCCACAUUCGGGGCGUUAACAUCCAUCACUUGGAGGCUCUAUGACAUCCUUCCCCUGGAGGCUCUACAGACCUGGUGGACCUUUGUGGCUCUACAGACCUGGUGGACCUUUGUGCUAGUGGAUCAGUUUCAGGUCCUGGUUGCGGCCAACAAAGCUUUCCACCUGCAGACCGUUGGGAAACUGAAGACCAGGUCCCUGAACUCUGAGAUCAUCUUCAACCUGUCUCCCACCAACAACAUUUCUGAAGCUUUCCGGAGGUUCGGCGCCUCGGAGGGCGACGGCGCCGUGCUCGUGGUCGUCGUGCACGACAAAGACCAGGUCCAGGUCCCGUCGGAGAUCCGGGCCCGGGUCGACGGGAGGCAGGUCCCCGUGGAGGAGAUCUCCUCCCUGUCCGACCCCGCCGCCAUCAGAAAGGUCUGA